Messenger RNA from Ceutorhynchus assimilis (cabbage seed weevil), 1889 nucleotides. The record is from the annotation of a GenBank genome assembly. Lineage: Eukaryota; Metazoa; Arthropoda; Insecta; Coleoptera; Curculionidae.
GAAAAAUCAUGAACGAAGCUGGAAAAAAUGCGGAAAAACUUCCAGAAAUUCCUAUGGAAACUGGUGCAGAACCCGAACCUGCGCCCUCGCGAAAACUCAACACGUAUUGUUUGGAAAAUUUUGAAGAAGAAGAAGAAGACGGCACAAUGAUAGAAUCAAAUUACAUCCGGAGGCAAAAGCGAAAGCAAAUGGAAACGAAAAGGGAAAUUGCCAGGAUGCGAGCCGAUUUGCCUCAAUACACCUUGCACGAGAUCAGAAUGCACAAACUCCCAUUCCAUGUAGCCUUGAUGUUACAACUAGAAGAAACCGGCUACGAAAGCACCAAAGCUUACAUUGAGCAACUUUUCAUACUGAAUGAAGUUUUGAGAAACGACGCAGGACCUAUGAGCGUUUUAUGGACGAAGCCUUUGCUCAGAGACAGCGUUGAGGAGCUCAAACAUUUGAACGAUGCUUUGAUGAUUGCAGAGGAUUUCCAUAAAAAUGAUGAAUAUAGAAAAGAAGCUGAAACAAUCCUGACUCUGGCAGUAGACAUAGCCUUCAAAUUCGAAGGCUGGUAUUGGCUGGCCAAAGAAUUAAUCCUGCAGUGCAUAAGCAUUGCAAGCCUAAACAAAACAACCGGAAAACAUGAAGCCAUGGCACGAUUUAUUUAUGCUAAAAUACUCAUCAAAAAAGUUCACGACUACGACACUGCCGAAUUGCAUCUAAACUUGGUCAGAGAAAUGUCGAGCGGUAAAAGUUGGAACCUGAAAAAAAUCUUACCAAACACGGAAAGUUCUAAUACGCUUUUCAUGGAUGUCAAUAGGUUAUUACACGAGUGCUGUAUGAGAAAUGCCAAACUUAAUUUCAAAGUCAAUUGGAGCAGGGCUUUGGAGUAUGCUAUUUUGGCCAAGAAGCGUGCUAUUGAAGCAUGUUUUUACGAAGGUGAAACGAGAGCGUUUUAUCUCAAAGGCCAGUGCGAAUUGAAUUUGGGCGAUUUUAAAGAUGCUGUCAGCACUUUUAGUAAAGCCUAUCAUAUACAAAAGAGUCAGAAGUCGCCCAAAGGGGUUUGCGAAGCGUUGAUGGAACUAUCCAAGGCUUAUUUGAUGCUUGGUAGUACCGAACUGGCCCUGAAAACCCUAACCGAACUAAAAACCCUGGCCGAACAGCACGGCUUCCAAUUCUACCUCGCCCAAGCCUUCCGGUACUUGGGCGAGUACUACUUAAACUGCGGCCUGCCCCAAAAGGCUUCGCCUUUAUUGGGUGAUGCCUUGAAAAUGUUCCACGACACUGGACAUCCGGCCGAAGCUGACCAGGUACGAAACUUAGGCGCUUUGUCCUCAGGUUUAGAGCUGAUGCCCGUUUUUGUGCCUUUGCUUCAAAGGACCGAUAGGCGGUGUGAAGAUUGGUAUGAGAAUUUGCAAAAAGUUGUCAGGUGGAAGGAUUCUAGAGAGGCGUUUUGGACAAAUGAAGCUGAAUCUUUGGAAGUCGAUAAAAUUUCGGAAUUGGCUAGCAUUUUUCAAGAGUAAAGUCAAUCGACUGAAGAUUUAUAGAUUACAUAUUAUAUGUUUCUAAUGGCCGUUUCCACCAACUAUUUUAGGAUAAGUAUUGCCUAAAAUUACCUUUUUACAUGGAGAAAUAUCAGUUUAAGGAAUACUUAUCGUUAAGGAUCCCCUAAAAUAGUUGGUGGAAAUGGCCAUAAGUAUUUGAUUAUGUUUUUUAAAAACAAACAUACUUGUCUUGGAGUGUGCUAUUUUUAUUUUGAAAACAAAUAGGUUAAUCUCCUAUUGGUUAUCAGUCAAGUAGUGUAGUUUGAUGUACAUGUUACGUAUUGAUGAGGCAACUAUUUGAAACCUUAAUGCCAUUGAUAUGGCAUUGAAAAAAAUUACCUUGCACUUGAACUAAUAAAAUUU